AUGUCUACUUUCGACAACGCCGGUGUCUAUCUGCAAAACGCCUCCUCCGCAUCGUCCACGCUUCCACACGAUCUAUCCAAUAUGUCGAUCGCUCACAAAUCUCCGCCCGUCUCACACAAUGCGUCUCGGCCGUUCGACUACCGCACCACGUAUGCACCUGUCGCCGCUCCUUCGGCUGUAUCCGCCGUCGCUGGCGAUGCUCAAUCGCAUCGGCCACCUUCGAAAUCGCAUUCGAUAUCUUCGGUGGAUUCGCUGGCAUCUGUUUCGUCGAACGCUCCAUCGACACCGACGCACGACGUCGACGAUGUCUGCUUCGACAUGGCACCCAUUCCCAAACCUGUUCGCAACUCUUCCGAUGCCUAUCACGAUCAAAUUGGUAAACGACCACCAUCGGGACCCUUGCAUGCCGACGCCGCUCCCGCACCGACACCGGCUACGACCAAAACAAACACGCACGCGGCCGCUGCGGUCGCGCCUGCCGCUGCUCCCUCUGAAUCGAUGCUGCGUAACGAAAAACACAAAAACGCCAUCAGCUUCCGCGUAGGCAACAAAUACAAGGUGUGCGAGAUCAUCGGUGAAGGCGCCUACGGUGUCGUCUGCAGCGCUAUCCACCGCGCAACGGGCCAAAAGGUGGCCAUCAAGAAGAUCCAGCCGUUCGAGCAUCAGAUGUUUGCAUUGCGAACGUUGCGAGAGCUCAAGCUGCUGCGCUUUUUUCAGGAGUGUGAUGUCUCGGAGAACAUCAUCAGCAUCCUCGACAUCAUCAAGCCCAGCACGUACGAAGCGUUCACCGAGGUAUACUUGGUGCAGGAGCUCAUGGAGACCGAUCUGCAUCGCGUCAUCCGCACACAGGAGCUAUCCGACGAUCACUGCCAGUACUUCACCUAUCAGACGCUGCGCGCACUCAAGCCCAUGCACUGCGCUGAUGUGAUUCACCGCGAUCUAAAGCCGAGCAACGUACUACUCAACGCCAACUGCGAUCUCAAGGUGUGCGACUUUGGACUCGCCCGUUCCGUGCUCACCGCGGACCAGGACACGGGAUUCAUGACCGAGUAUGUCGCCACACGAUGGUACCGUGCUCCCGAGAUCAUGCUCACCUUCAAGCAGUACACCAAAGCCAUCGACGUCUGGGCAGUCGGAUGCAUCCUGGCCGAAAUGCACACCGGUCGACCGCUCUUUCCCGGCAGAGACUAUCACCAGCAGCUCUCCCUCAUCCUCGAUGUGCUUGGAACGCCGACUCUCGAAGAGUUCCAGAACAUCAACAGCCGUCGCUCGCGCGACUACAUUCGAACCAUGCCUUUGCGUAAACGUCGCGAUUUCCGAACGCUCUUCCCGAAGGCUUCACCGGAAGCCAUCGACUUUCUGCAGAAGACGUUGACGUUCGACCCGCGCAACCGUCUGACGGUGGAGGAGUGUCUUCAGCACCCCUACCUCUCGGCAUACCACGAUCCGGAUGACGAGCCCGGCGCACCGCGUCUCGACCCAGACUUUUUCUACUUUGACAUGCAAAAGGAGAGCAUCACCAAGGAGGAUCUGCGCAAGGAGCUUUGGUACCAAGUGCAGGAGUUCCAGCCUCUUCUCCGUUGA
Molecule: messenger RNA, 1584 nt
Organism: Pseudozyma hubeiensis SY62
Lineage: Eukaryota; Fungi; Basidiomycota; Ustilaginomycetes; Ustilaginales; Ustilaginaceae
Product: likely protein kinase
Exons: 1
Coding region: 1-1584 (527 amino acids)
Biological process (GO): protein phosphorylation; intracellular signal transduction
Cellular component (GO): cytoplasm; nucleus
Molecular function (GO): ATP binding; MAP kinase activity
Source: RefSeq, a predicted model, not a curated record